Drosophila persimilis is the source of this 512-nucleotide messenger RNA. RefSeq names its product vitelline membrane protein Vm34Ca (gene Vm34Ca). The transcript has a single exon. Bases 43 to 441 code for a protein of 132 amino acids. NCBI's taxonomy places the organism in Eukaryota, Metazoa, Arthropoda, Insecta, Diptera, Drosophilidae. The record is from RefSeq and is a predicted model, not a curated record.
GCCAGUCUAAGAAGUCAACACACAGUCGAAAGCCUAAUCGAAAUGAAGUUCGUCGCUAUUAUCGCCACCAUUUGCCUGCUGGGCACAUCCGUUGCCGCCGAGAAGAGGCAGACCGUGGGCUCGGCCUACGGCGGUGGAUACGAGAAGCCGGCAGCAGCUCCGUCCUACUCUGCCCCAGCAGCUCCAUCCUACUCUGCCCCCGCAGCUCCGUCCUACUCUGCCCCCGCAGCUCCGGCGUACGCGGCCGCACCCGCUGCUCCUGCCUACGCGGCCCCCGCUCCGGUGUCCAUUCCGGCCCCACCUUGCCCGAAGAACUACCUGUUCAGCUGCCAGCCCAACCUGGCUCCAGUCCCAUGCAGUGCUCCGGCGCCCAGCUACGGAUCCGCCGGCGCCUACUCGCAGUACGCCCCUGUCUACGCACCCCAACCCCUCCAGUGGUGAGGAGAGGAGAUUAGAAGCAUCCAAAAGUGGAAAAUGACAACAAUAAAAAAAUAUUUAUUAUGCAACAUAAA